Chanos chanos (milkfish) is the source of this 2941-nucleotide messenger RNA. RefSeq names its product GRAM domain containing 1Ba (gene gramd1ba). Gene Ontology annotation, cellular component: plasma membrane; endoplasmic reticulum membrane; endoplasmic reticulum-plasma membrane contact site. Gene Ontology annotation, molecular function: cholesterol binding; cholesterol transfer activity. NCBI's taxonomy places the organism in Eukaryota, Metazoa, Chordata, Actinopteri, Gonorynchiformes, Chanidae. The record is from RefSeq and is a predicted model, not a curated record. Gene Ontology annotation, biological process: intracellular sterol transport. The transcript is spliced from 22 exons. The coding region runs from base 1 to 2664 and encodes 887 amino acids.
AUGACGGAGACGCUCCGGCUGCCCUCCCUGCAGGUGCAGGGUCCAGGGGACUGGGAGAAUGAGGAGACAGGUGGAGAUAAAGCACCAUCAGCUCUGUCCAGUUCCUCCAGCCCCUCGCUGCGUCGCAAACGCCUGAAGAUGCAUCGCAUGAAGAACGUGGAGAGCGAGAAGGAACAGGCGGAGAACGGCUCGCCUCAGCGCUCGGGCUCCAAAGAGUACCUCCAGCUGCCCUCCAUCGAAAUCACGCCGUCCAGCGACGAGGACGCCGCCUGGUCUAACUGUUCCACUCCCAGCGCCUCCCCGCGGCGUAAACGCUUCCUCCUGCGGAAGUGGCUGAAGGUGCGCGAGAAGAAGGAGAACGGUAGUGACAGCAGCAGUCAACAGAGCAGUCUUCAGAGUAGCCAUGAAGAGGAAUCCUCACGCUUUCUGACUCCAUACGUCAGAGAGGACAGCACUGCCAGUAACUCAAACCGCAGCACGCCUGCUUGCUCGCCCGUACUCCGCAAACGCUCUCGCUCACCAACCCCCCAGAGCCCGGAGGGUGAGAACAUGGUGGAGAAGGGCUCUGACCACUCCUCCGACAAGUCCCCCUCCACCCCCGAGCAAGUCGUCCAACGCACCUACAGCCAGUCUGUUCACUCCACCCGAAGUGGAGGCAAAAACUCCAAGUCUCACAAGCGACUUUCCAAAAAAAGCCAGAGCUGGUACAAUGUCUUGAGCCCCACAUACAAACAGCGUAAUGAAGACUUCAGGAAGCUCUUCAAGCAGCUGCCUGACACGGAGCGGCUUAUCGUGGACUACUCCUGCGCCCUGCAGAGAGACAUCCUCCUGCAGGGACGACUCUACCUCUCCGAAAACUGGAUCUGUUUCUAUAGCAACAUUUUCCGCUGGGAAACACUGCUGACAGUCCGGCUAAAGGACGUUUGCUCCAUGACAAAGGAGAAGACGGCCCGUCUCAUCCCCAAUGCCAUCCAACUGUGCACUGACAAUGAAAAGCACUUUUUUACCUCGUUUGGGGCGCGGGACCGCACUUACAUGAUGAUGUUCAGGCUGUGGCAGAACGCUCUGCUGGACAAGCCGUUAUGUCCCAAAGAGUUGUGGCACUUUGUGCACCAGUGCUACGGUAGUGAACUGGGCCUGACCAGCGACGACGAGGAUUACGUCCCUCCUGACGACGACUUCAACACCAUGGGGUACUGCGAGGAGAUGCCUGCCGAGGAGAGCGAGGCCAACGACAACUGCUCCAAGACCCCCGAGGCUAAGCCAGACGUCAGUCCGCAGCUCCCCAAAAAGAGCUUCCCCAACAACAGCCUUCCCUCGACGGGCAGCACAGAGACGCCGGUCCCUUAUGACAUACCCCCUGUGGAGGAGGAAUUUUCUGGCUGUCUUCCUGAAGAUCUCCUAAACCUGCCCCUGACGGACAACAAGAUCUCAGAGUCCAGUGUCCCAGUUCCCUCCCCGUCUCUCGACUUCAACGACAAUGAGGACAUCCCCACUGAGCUCAGUGACUCCUCUGAAACGCACGAUGAAGGAGAGGUGCAGGCCUUCCAUGAAGAUCUGAAUGGGAAGCAGUACAUUAAUGAAGUGUACAAAUUCAGCGUGGACAAACUGUAUGAUAUCCUCUUCACUGAGUCCCAGUUUAUGAGGGACUUUUUAGAGCAGCGGCGAUUCUCAGAUGUGGUCUAUCAUCCUUGGAGGAAAGAGGAAACUGGCAACCAGACGAGGGAGAUCAUGUACACCAUUGCUCUCACCAACCCCCUGGCCCCCAAAACUGCCACAGUCACAGAAACACAGACCUUGUACAAAGCGAGUCAGGAGGGGGGGUGCUACAUUAUUGACGCAGAGGUCAUCGCCCACGAUGUUCCAUAUCACGACUACUUCUACACCCUCAACCGCUACAUGCUCACCAGGGUCGCCAAGAACAAGUGCCGCUUGAGGGUGUCAACUGAGCUGAGGUACAGGAAGCAGCCCUGGGGGCUGGUCAAGGGCUUCAUCGAGAGAAACUUCUGGAGCGGCCUGGAUGAAUACUUCAGACAUCUGGAGCUGGAGCUGAAUAAAGUAGAGGGGGUGCUCAGAGAACCUCACAGACAGUCUCCGAAAGCCAAAGCCGUCAGGACGUCCACGGGUCGCCGCAGAAAACGACCUUUAACCCACCUGCGACCGCAACACCUUGACGAGGCCCUCAGUCCUGUCACUACGCCCGACGAGGAAGAGGUCAUUCGCCGCAGCAAACAUGUCGCAGGAUCCACACAGACCAGACACAUCCCUGACCAUGUCCCAGGAGGCUUAGCUCUAUACAGUGUAUCUAAGUUACUUCUCAUCAUCAGCUUUGUGAUCUGUGUAAGUCUGGUGCUGCUGGUGUUUCUGAACGUGAUGUUGUUCUACAAACUGUGGAUGCUGGAGUCCACGGCCCAGAGCCUCACGUCUUGGCAUGGCCUGAGACCCCAUGAGAGUAAACUUCCACAGACAAAGAUGGAGUGGGCACAGCUGCUUGAGUCCCAGCAGCGUUACCAUGACGACGAGCUCCAGAAAUGGCGGGAGAUAAUCAAGUCCUCUGUCCUAUUGUUAGAUGAGUUGAGAGAUUCUCUGAUGAGCCUCCAGAAGGGCAUUGGCUUAAGGGACUACAAUUCAGAAACAGAGGAAAAAAGGAGUCGUUAUCACUGACACACACACAUCCACCCCCCCCCCCCUCGGCCGAAAGGACACGCAGUGCAAUAGUUAUUACGACACCCAUCAUCAUCGUGUUACAGGGAGGAGACGAGAGCUGUGACGGAUGUGACCGAGAGCCUAUGAACCUAUGAACAAGGGCCCUAAUAUCUAUUUUUUUUUUUACCCUUUCACUUUUUCGACCCGGCUACUCGGAGCGAAUCCCAUCUCCGCUGCCUCGAGCCAGACCUUCGGGCUCAAACGGAGGACAGUGGGAUCGCUCCGUCUUUGUCUC